Molecule: messenger RNA, 2519 nt
Organism: Lagopus leucura (white-tailed ptarmigan)
Lineage: Eukaryota; Metazoa; Chordata; Aves; Galliformes; Phasianidae
Gene: SLC25A40
Product: solute carrier family 25 member 40
Exons: 11
Coding region: 211-1227 (338 amino acids)
Biological process (GO): mitochondrial transmembrane transport
Source: RefSeq, a predicted model, not a curated record
AACAGGCUGUGAUUUGGAUUCACCAGGAGACCUCUCUGGAUUUUCUCAUAGGAACAACAGAAGCAAGAGGGGGGUCUGGACGAAGUGCUCUGCUCUGCUGCAGUGUAUGGGCUGCAGGCAGGGCAUUUACCUUUGUACAGACCAUUGACAUGCUCCUAAGGCCUUUGUUGCUGCAAAAAUGUAAGAUUUUUCUUCUCCGAGGAUAAAGCGAUGGCUGAGAUGAGUAAUAGUAACUUCAGCAAAACAACCACUAUUCAGCAGGCAGUGUCCUCUUGCUGCGGAGCUAUAAUUACAUCACUGUUUGUAACUCCUCUUGAUGUUGUCAAAACUCGACUGCAAGCCCAAAGCAAUCCGUUCCCCAAAGGAAGAUGCUUUGUAUACUCCAAUGGCCAGAUGGAUCAUACGUGUGUUUGUGAGAAUGGAGAUGGCAAGGCAUGCUAUAAGAGAAAAGGGCAUUUCAAAGGGACUUUGGAUGCUUUUGUGAAAAUUAUUCAAAUAGAGGGAAUUAAAUCCCUCUGGAGUGGACUUUCCCCAACGCUAAUAAUGGCCCUUCCUACCACAAUAAUCUAUUUUACCUGCUAUGAAAAACUGAGUGAAGCUCUGAGAUCUAGACUAGGAGAGGAUAAUGACCACAUUCCACUUGUUGCAGGUUCCUUAAGCAGAUUUGGUUCAGUGACUGUAGUAAGUCCCUUGGAGCUGAUCAGAACUAGAAUGCAGUAUCACACCUUGUCCUACAAGCAACUGCACUUGAGCAUCAGGAGUAAAUUGGCCAGAGAAGGGUGGCUUUCCCUGUGGAAAGGCUGGAGCACUACUGUUCUGAGAGAUGUGCCUUUCUCAGCAGUGUACUGGUAUAAUUAUGAACGUUUCAAGAAGAUGAUGUGCAAGAGUGCAGGUGUACAUGAACCAACCUUUUUGAUUGCUUUUACUGCAGGAGCAGCAUCGGGCUGUAUUGCAGCUGUCGUGACUCUGCCAUUUGACGUAGUGAAAACACAGAGGCAGACUGAAAUUUGGGAGAGUGAGAAUUUACAAAAUCCACAGAGGGACAGUGCGUCUACCUGGGCAGUUAUGAGGAAAAUUGUUGCUCAAAAAGGGAUUGCUGGAUUAUUUGCUGGUAUUACUCCACGGCUGUUUAAAGUUGCUCCUUCUUGUGCCAUAAUGAUCAGCACAUAUGAAUAUGGGAAGGCUUUCUUCAGACAUUUAAAUGAAAAGACAAACCAGCAUCCUUAAGACUCCUUCAUCCAAUUGCAUGAAGUCAAAACACAUGGAGAAACUUCAUUUUUUCACUAUUUCACAAAGGAUAAAUUGGCUAUUUUUUCCCCCUUAAGAAAAAUACACGGCCUUGAAAUGGUUACUGAAAAUUUUGAGAGUUCUCUCUUGCUGCUACAAAGGGGAAGAAAAAAAAAAAAAAAAAAAAAAAGGCACUUGGACUGUUCCUCAGUGAUGAUUAAAAAGGAAAAAAAUAAGCCUGGCCAAAAUGAUGAAGAAUAACAAUUGCCACUCUUAAUCUUCAGUCUGACUAAAUAUUUUGUUGGAUGUUUAAAGUAAUGUUUUGACAAUACUGUAGGUAGCCCAAGGAAGAGACAUCUCUGUAAGGAGGCUGAUAGAGAGUAAAUUCAAUAAGGAUUUGCUUAAGCUUGCUUAAUACCUUUUCAAUUGCAUGAAUGUUUAUUUGCAGCUCCAUAAUUUGUGCAAAUGGAUACUUUUGAUUUUCAGGUUUAUUUAUAACAAGAAGUGUUUCAGGUCAAGCUGGAAAAAACAUAGCGGCUAUUAGAAUCCCAGAGAACAUCACAAAUCCACUGCCAAGUGCUGCAGUGGCUUUUUAGUUCAAGAUAGUAUUUUUAGUGCAUGCUCUUACUGGGAAGCACACCUAGGCACUGAAACCAGCUGUGCUAGUGUGCUGGAGGAACAUUCCAGAACAUUCACACGUUUGUGACCCCCCCAUAACACCUUGUAGAUCCCAGAAAAGCUCCAAGACAGAGGCAGGCUCCCUUCCAGGGAGCAUUUCCCAUGCAUAGUCUGCAUAGACAGCAAAGUCUUAUUCUACUCUGAAGGCGUCCCAGUGUGUGUUUUGCCUUGGUAAAAACUCAGCACACACUCUGAAAACACCUUAGUUGUGGGGAGAGACAUUAGGCAAGAAGUUUAUAGCGUAUGGUGCAGGCAGGACCUCUUGCCGUGGCAGACAUUUGACAUUGUUCCCCCUGUUGUGAUUAUAAAAGUAAGCUUACACCUUAUUUUGAGCUUCUAUAGUCAAAAGAGCCAAGAGAGCCAAAAGACAAAAAGCCGUAACAGCAGAUUUUGGGCCGCACAUGGGAUACAGCAACAACGUCUCUCUGUUGUCUGAGAAAGAAUUUGCUGCAAAUUCACUAAUACUGGGAUUUGCCAAACGCUCUUAUUUUACCUUUUGUUUGAUUAAAACAGAGACAAAAACUAGUGAUGAACGAUGAUACAAAAUGUUUAAUUUACAUGCAACAUUCAUGGAACGUCAAGGCAACAAAACAUACAGUUUGGGCAUUUUUUCA